Molecule: messenger RNA, 1883 nt
Organism: Hibiscus syriacus
Lineage: Eukaryota; Viridiplantae; Streptophyta; Magnoliopsida; Malvales; Malvaceae
Product: E3 ubiquitin-protein ligase At1g12760-like
Exons: 6
Coding region: 360-1748 (462 amino acids)
Molecular function (GO): zinc ion binding
Source: RefSeq, a predicted model, not a curated record
ACGAAAGGAGGGUAUAAAUCCAAUCCAUAAAUCACCAUCGUUAAUUGCAAAGUCCCUUCAGCUUCAAACUCCACACCUUUCAAAACUCACUCCUUGAACGUCGCCAUUUCCAUCGUCCCCGGUCGCUUCUCAGCUCCAGCAGUUCUAGUUGUUUUCUCCUUACCUUAAAUCCUUUCUGGAAUUGUUAAUUUGCCCAAAUCUAUGGUGCCAAAUAGUUUAAGUCAACCUUCGGAGCUUGAAAAAUCCUAGUGAAAAAGGUUCCCGUUGUUUCGGCAGAGUUAAGAAGUGGUAUAUGAAGCCGGUAACCUUGUUUUAAGUUUCUAUGCUUUCAUCGGUUCUGGUUGUGUUGAUGAACUUAGAUGGGUGUUCCCCCUUUGGGGCUGCUGCCUGAAAAUCAAAUCGACACUUUUCCAUUGUUAAUGGAGCAACCAAAUGAAUUUAGUGGGCAUGUUAUUGACAUACCUAGGAGUGGUGAUGCUUCUUCAUCAAACUUAUCGUCUGCAACAACUUCAAAUGGGAUGGAUGUUUUGCAGCAUGCAGACAGACCUUCUACUAGUUCAAGAGCACUAGUUUCACAGCCUUCCCAACCUUCAAUAUUUUCUUCAAAUGGUACAAACUCGAGAACCUCAUCUACCGUAAGGAGAGGGGAUGCCCGUCGGAGGAGGAAUCCGUUAAACUCUGUUUUGUGGAUUUCUGUUGAACUGAUUCUUACAGUGAGCCAGUUUGUAGCAUCUAUUGUUGUCUUGUCUUUGUCACGGAAUGAGCAUCCUCGUACACCAUUGUUUGCAUGGAUUGUAGGUUAUUCAUCUGGAUGUGUCGCAACCCUUCCUCUUCUUUACUGGCGUUAUCGUCAUCGUAACCAGGCUUCUGAGCAAGACUCGGCUCAAAAUCGCCACUCUUCACAUAAUAAUGCCCCUACCAGAUGCUUUUCUCCAUCUGUUUCAAGGACUUCUGAUGGGGAUGAUCAUCGUACCCCAACUACGUCUUCUAGAGGCGGUCAAAACAUGGGAGUUGUAAAUGCCAGAAUUAAAACACUAGUGGAAUACUUCAAAAUGGUUCUAGAUUGCUUCUUUGCUGUUUGGUUUGUGGUUGGCAAUGUCUGGAUCUUUGGUGGGCAUUCAUCUGCCAGUGAAACUCCUAACAUGUACAGGUUGUGUAUAGUUUUUCUUACGAUUAGUUGUAUCGGAUAUGCAAUACCCUUCAUUCUAUGUGCUACUAUCUGCUGUUGCCUACCUUGUAUUAUUUCUGUCCUUGGAUUUAGAGAGGAUCUAUCACAAGCAAGAGGAGCUACACCUGAAUCCAUAGAGGCUUUACCAACUUAUAAGUUUCAGGUGAAGAAGAAUAGAAACAGUGAUGGUAAGGAAAUCAACUCAGGUGCCACUGAGGGCGGUGUCAUGGCUGCAGGAACGGAAAGGGAGCGUGCCAUCUCUGGAGAAGAUGCAGUUUGCUGCAUUUGUUUGGCGAAAUAUGUAAACAAUGAUGAGCUGAGGGAGCUGCCAUGUUCUCACUUCAUGCACAAGGAAUGUGUGGACAAAUGGCUCAAGAUCAAUGCGUCGUGUCCUCUUUGCAAGAAUGAGGUUGGGGAGAACGUGUUGGACUCGAUGUCGGGGAUGAGCACCACCAGCAUCUUGAGCUCACUUUCUGGAGCACGUGGUAACCAUCGACGAGCUGCAUACAGUUUGAUGGUCUUUCUUCUUAUGUGUUGGGUGGUCGUCCCUUCCAUUCUUUAUGGUUGUCUUACGGGGUGAGACGCGGGAAUGAGAUGUUGCAUGUUGUACUCACCGGACUGUGAUUGACAGACACGGCAAUUGUAAUUUCAUCACUCACCAUUCCUAUGUCAUUGUACCACAUUAGCCACGUGUCAGAAUGGAUUUGAUUUACUA